This is a messenger RNA of Orbicella faveolata, 906 nucleotides long. RefSeq names its product U6 snRNA-associated Sm-like protein LSm1. Gene Ontology annotation, molecular function: mRNA binding. Gene Ontology annotation, biological process: deadenylation-dependent decapping of nuclear-transcribed mRNA. Gene Ontology annotation, cellular component: Lsm1-7-Pat1 complex; P-body. NCBI's taxonomy places the organism in Eukaryota, Metazoa, Cnidaria, Anthozoa, Scleractinia, Merulinidae. The record is from RefSeq and is a predicted model, not a curated record.
CCGAGAGUUUCUGAUACGCCUGACAAAUUUUGAUUAUGAAGAGGAAGACUCGGAAAUUAUUUCACUUUGCAUGCGAAAGUCUUCAAUAAAUUUCCACAAUGAGCUUUCUUCCCGGGACUGCAAGUCUCGUCAAGGAGAUAGAUAAGAGACUAAUGGUUGUCCUUCGAGAUGGAAGAACACUGAUUGGAUAUCUGAGAUCUAUCGAUCAAUUUGCCAAUCUUUUGCUUCAAGACACUAUUGAAAGAAUUCAUGUUGGAGGAAAGUAUGGAGACAUUCCCAGAGGAAUUUUUCUUGUCAGAGGAGAAAAUAUGGUCCUUGUUGGUGAAAUAGAUGAAGAAAAAGAAGCAAAAUGUGAACUUCAAGAAGUAUCAGUGGCUGAAAUCCUUGAAGCACAGAGGGAUGAACAGUUGGCUAAAGAAGAACAAGAGAAAGCAAAGACCAAAGCAAAACUGAAGAAAGGUCUCCCUGUUAACGCAUCAGACACUUAUCUUGACCAUGAUGAUGUUUUUAGUUGAGAUUCUUUGAGAAAUGAUAUGACACAUCAAGGAAGUCAAUACUAAGCACCAAUCCCUGAGGUGUCCGAUAAUUGUCUGAGUCCACAGUAUCGACUUUGUUGCUAAGCAACACGACUCAUCUGCUGACAUGACAGUUUUGUAAAGAGCUUAAGGUUUGGCAACACUUUGGUUCCAAAUGAGACACUUGUUUUCUGACUGAUUAGGAAAGGCUUGGUAAGAUAUAAUAAUAUAUUUAUUGUAACUUGACUGUAUAUUUCUGGAAAUCUUUUUUAUGUAUGUGUUACUUGUCUCAGAUUUUAAAAAGUCAAGCUAAGUCCUCGUUGAUUAUCUAAGAAAUGUGCUACAUGAAAUGUAACCAUUAGAGAAUAAACUUGCUCCAGGAGCAAAAACA